AACAAAAUCUAGAGAGAGAGAGAGAGAGAGAGUGUGUGUGUGUGUGUGUGUGAGGUAGAGCGAGAAGAUGUUUGCAGCAGAGAAUGGCCUGAAAGGAGACCCAAGGCUUCAGGACAUUACUAAAGCCAUUAGAGUCAUUCCCAACUUUCCUAAACAAGGCAUAAUGUUCCAAGAUAUCACCACUUUGCUGUUGAAUCCCAAGGUCUUCAAAGACACUGUUGAAAUAUUUGUUGAUAGAUACAAAGAUAUGGGCAUAUCAGUUGUUGCUGGAGUUGAGGCUAGAGGGUUCAUGUUCGGUCCACCUAUUGCCCUAGCAAUCGGUGCCAAGUUUGUUCCGUUACGUAAGCCAGGAAAAUUGCCAGGUGAAGUGAUCUCGGAGGCCUAUGAACUAGAGUAUGGUCGGGAUUGCUUAGAGAUGCACGUGGGUGCUGUGGAGAAGGGGGACCGGGUAGUGGUAAUCGACGAUUUGAUAGCUACAGGAGGGACUCUCUCGGCUGCCAUAAACCUUCUAGAACGGAUGGGAGCUGAAGUGGUUGAAUGCGGUUGUGUUAUUGGAUUGCCGGAAGUUGAGGGACAAAACAGGCUAAAAGGGAGGCCAGUUUAUAUGCUUGUCGAACCCCGGGAAUUAGAUGACUCUGAUCUUUUUGAAAUUUCGAGGUACAAAAUUGAACCGAGAACAGGAUAUGGAAAUUGACAUGCUGGAGUCUAUCAAGAAGAGAUGAUGAUGGGAAAAAAAGCUUCCAAAUCUUUCACAUCAACUAAUAAAAUAGGAUAGAGGGAUUCUAUACCAUCUUCUAGUGUCUAUUCAGUUUCAUUAUUAGCUUCUUUUGUUCAUUGCUUGAUCAUUUUAUUUUUAUUUUUCUAAGAGAAAUUUGUGCUGAGAUGAACAGUGAGGAUAUCUUGAAGCAUAUUUCUCAUAUGAUCUUCAGGCCCCAUGUCUCCUCCAUUCAAUUUCCAAUAAUGCAUGUCCCUUCAAUGCCUUACUA
Ipomoea triloba (trilobed morning glory) is the source of this 986-nucleotide messenger RNA. RefSeq names its product adenine phosphoribosyltransferase 5-like. Gene Ontology annotation, cellular component: cytoplasm; cytosol. Bases 68 to 694 code for a protein of 208 amino acids. The record is from RefSeq and is a predicted model, not a curated record. NCBI's taxonomy places the organism in Eukaryota, Viridiplantae, Streptophyta, Magnoliopsida, Solanales, Convolvulaceae. Gene Ontology annotation, biological process: adenine salvage. Gene Ontology annotation, molecular function: adenine phosphoribosyltransferase activity. The transcript has 7 exons.